GCGAGGUGGAGAGAGAGAGAGUACCAAAUUUAAUGAAAACCAUCUUGGCCAUCGAUUUUAAGAAUCUAAGUUAUAAGUAGAAAAGCCAAUCUGUUUUUUCAAAAGUCUAGGACACAUUUAUAAGAGAAAAAACAGAGAAAAGAAGGGGAUAUAAAUGAGUUUCCUUAAACUAAAACCCUAAGAUACCGUUUAUAAGACAAAAAAGGAAAAUAAAUGAGUUUUCUCAAAUGAAAACCCUCGUCCCGUUUGAGGGGUAUAUCAGGUUCUUUAAAAAAUAGUUUGAUUUCUAUUACAACUUAUCUCAUCUACCUCAUAUUCGAUUAUGAAAUGAUAAAAUAUUUAUAAACCCUGGCAAAAAAUAUCACAUAACCACAGUAUUAGCAAUCAUUUACUAUAUAGUGAUGGUUUAUGAUGUUUUAAACAACAUUGUGACUCUUUGCUCUGCCCCUUCGGACUGCCCGUCUGCCUCCCCUCUUAAUUUCUCUCCGCCUUAGCUAGGUUAAUUUACUUAUGGUUCGAGAUCCCUUUUCUUCCAGAUCCUUAACUCAUAUAUUAAAUGCUCAAGUACAAGCAAUAUCAACCACGCAGGCGGUAUAGAGAGAGUUAGAGAAGGGGAGACUGAUUGUACACAUAUAAUUCGUUACUGUUCUUUAUGAAAUUAAUUAAUGUGGUCUUUUUGUUUUUUUAACAAAGAAAUUGAUUAGUGAAUUCCAUGUUUGCAUAAGCAUAAGCACCAUGUCUCAACCAGUUCAGAGACGUUCGGGGAACUAUCCUCCAAGCCGGUGGACAGAUGAUCUCAUCCAGUCAUUGAAAAGCACACACGAGGAUGACCAUGGCAGCGAGAACAUUGAGGAGAUUAAACAAAAUGUGAGGCAAGUGCUGGAAGGUCGCGACGAGCCAGUGGCUCAGAUGGAGCUCGUGGAUGAUCUCCAAAGGUUAGGAGUUUCAUACCACUUUGAGAAGGAGAUCAAACUUGUAAUGGACUGCAUUUUCGAAGACAGAAAGGAAUGUGAAGACCUAUACUUUGUAGCUCUUAGAUUCCGAUUGCUGCGGCAACAUGGCUAUCAUGCUUCUCCGGAUGUUUUUCAAGUAUUUGUGGAUGAAAGAGGCAGAUUUAGAAAUGUCCUUGCAGAAGAUUUAAAGGCGUUGCUGAACUUGUAUGAAGCUUCACAUCUUAGAUUUGAAGGGGAGCACAUAUUGAAAGAGGCCAUGGACUUCACAACUCAUCAUCUCCGAGAAAGUACGACCAAGUCGAAUAAUUCAGACUGCACCCUCGCGAUACAGAUUGCUCAUGCCUUGGAGAUCCCUCUUUCGAGAAGGAUGCUAAGAUCAGAAGCGAGGAAUUACAUAGAUUUAUAUGAAAGGAUGCCUGGGCACCACUCUUGUUUACUCAAACUAGCAAAGCUUGAUUUCAAUAAUGUGCAGUCUUUGUACCAAGCAGAAGUGAAGGAGAUGUCGAGGUGGUGGAGGGAACUUCAAUUGGCAACGAACCUGAAAUUUGCUAGGGACAGGUUGAUGGACAAUUAUUUAUGGGCUGUAGGAGUCAUUUUCAAUCCUCCUUUCUCUGUCUGUAGGAAAGGACUUACAAAAGUCGCUUGCCUUAUCACCGCCAUUGAUGAUGUUUAUGACGUGUAUGGCACACUUGAUGAGUUAGAACUGUUCAGUGAGGUUGUGGAAAAAUGGGAAAUUGGAUAUAUUGAUAAACUUCCUCAAUACAUGCGAUUGUGUUUCCUAGCUCUCUAUAACACAACCAAUCAAUUUGCCUAUGACUUCAUGCGGGACAAAGGCCGCAACAUCUUAGGCUACUUGACAAGAGCGUGGGCUGAACUGUGCAAGGCAUAUUUAGUGGAAGCAAAGUGGUUCUAUAAUGGAUAUACACCCACCGUAGAAGAAUACUUGGAUAAUGCAUGGGUUUCCAUGUCAGGACCUGUGUUUCUUAUCCAUGCUUAUUUCUUCAUGCAACAUGCCAUAAAAGAAGACGCUACCAUGGACAUAGACCAUUACAUCAACCUGAUAAAGAAGUCUUCCAUCACCGUGCGGCUUCAAAAUGACCUUGGCACUUCUAAGGACGAGAUUGAGAGAGGAGACGUGCCCAAAUGCAUACAGUGUUACAUGAAGGAGAAGAGUGUGUCAGAAGAAGCUGCUCGUCAAUAUGUUGAUGGUCUUCUAGGAAAUGCUUGGAAAGAACUCCAUAAAGAAUGCACCGAAGCUACUUCUAAUGGCACUAGUCACCCUCUUGUACAUUGUGCCCUGAAUCUCGCAAGAAUGGCACAGUUCAUGUAUCAACAUGGGGAUGCUUAUGGUUUCGCGGAAAGAGAUUAUCCUGUGGAGCCCAUACUGAAGCUAAUGGUGGAAAGUGUUUGAUACGAGAUGGAUGAUCAUCUUCCCCUGGGUCAUCCUCAUGAUGAUGGUCAUCUUCUAUUAUAUGGAGAUCAGCGAGGCUGUAGGAACUAGAGAAGGAUGGGGAUGGAUAUAUUCUGUACUGUGUUUUCUUCAGAAUUUUAUCUAUUAUUAUAGCACCUUACAUUUGCUCACUUUUUAAAAAACUUUAUCAAAUGCAAUUAGUAGGUUAAUGGGCAGUAGCUUGCCAACAAAAAAUUA
Molecule: messenger RNA, 2601 nt
Organism: Nymphaea colorata (pocket water lily)
Lineage: Eukaryota; Viridiplantae; Streptophyta; Magnoliopsida; Nymphaeales; Nymphaeaceae
Product: myrcene synthase, chloroplastic-like
Exons: 7
Coding region: 736-2364 (542 amino acids)
Biological process (GO): diterpenoid biosynthetic process
Molecular function (GO): terpene synthase activity; magnesium ion binding
Source: RefSeq, a predicted model, not a curated record